This is a messenger RNA of Physella acuta, 1863 nucleotides long. Its product is annotated as F-box/LRR-repeat protein 16. The record is from RefSeq and is a predicted model, not a curated record. Gene Ontology annotation, cellular component: SCF ubiquitin ligase complex. Lineage: Eukaryota; Metazoa; Mollusca; Gastropoda; Physidae. Gene Ontology annotation, biological process: SCF-dependent proteasomal ubiquitin-dependent protein catabolic process. Gene Ontology annotation, molecular function: protein binding.
GUCGUUCAGCGGACGAUGAACAGGAACUACGUCAUCACCACUCGCCGGAAGUGAACCGUUCAUUGCCCACGGGAGCGGCAGACGUCACGAGGGCUCGGACAUGCAACGGCCGGCGCGCGACUGACACAUCGAUCGCGUCAUGUCGACCAUACGGAAGGCGUACAUGGAGAUCUCCAACGGAAUCCGGGGACUUCGGUUCCACAGAGACCAGCCCCAGGGCGGGGGGCCCCAGCACGAGAAAGGGCUCCCCAGCGAGGACCCCAAACCGGUGACCCGAAACGCCAAGCACGUGGUUCACACGGAAGAAAACGCCGUGGCCACGGCCGUUUCCCGGCUUUUUCCGGCUUCCGGUUCUGUCCCGCCGCGGGUGGAACACCCGGUCACGGGAGAUAAUAAACACGCGACGUCGCCGGAAACGAAAACUCAAUCCUCGUCGCUACCCUCACAGAUGAAAUCCUCGCCUUUGGCGUGGUCGGCGCAGAAUGCCCACUCGCCAAACACCGACCCCCCGGGGAGUAAAGGCACGAACGGCGACUCCACACCCACCUGCCAAAACGGCCGGCUCAAACGGCCCACCAAAGACAGCAUUUUCACCCCGACAAAACUCAUCGGCUCGCCCAAAGCCGGCAUCGCCAACCGGAUCCGGAAGCUGAACAUGAGCAUGACGGGACAGAAAUGGGAAACGAAACCGGAAACGAUCAGCGAGCUGAUGCAGGAGGAGACUUUUCUCUCGCGGUUUUUCUUCUACUUCUCCUACGACGACCGGCGCGUCCUGUGCCGCGUCUGCAAGAAGUGGAAGAACGUCCUCUACCAGAGCGUCUACUGGCUCGGCCUCAUGCCGGUCAUCAACUUCAAAGACUGGAACAACGACGGAUCCAAGAAAAAAAUCUGCUUCGAACAUUUUCAGAUCCGCGGCUUCGAUCAGGUCUGCUUCGUCGCCGCGACGGAUAAAGACAUCAUCGAGUUCAUCAACAACACGCCUUCUAGCAAGAAAUCCAUUCGCUCCGUCAGCUUGCGGUGCUCCAACAUCACCGACAGCGCGCUGGAGAAUCUGAUUCGCAAGCUGCCGUGCUUGAACAAGCUCGAACUCUCGAACUGCAACGAGGUGACCGGAUCCGGUUUGUGGGCGUGUCUCAACCCGCGGAUAAUCGUCCUGACGAUUACGGAUUGUAUCCACAUCGCCGACGAUACCAUCGGCGCCAUCGCGCAGCUACUUCCGGCCCUGCACGAGCUGAACCUGCAGGCCUAUCACGUGACUGACAACGGGCUGGCGCUGUUCGACUCGAAGCUCAACGCCUCGCUGCGCAUCCUCCGGCUCAAGUCGUGUUGGGAGAUCACCAACCACGGCGUGGUCAACAUCAUCCACGCCCUCCCCAACCUGACCGUGCUCAGCCUCUCUGGCUGCACCAAGGUCACGGACGACGGGGUCGAGAUCAUCGCCGAGAACAUGAAGAAGCUCAAGAGCCUUGACCUCUCCUGGUGCUCGCGCGUCACCGACGCCUCGCUGGAGUACGUGGCCUGUGACCUUGGCAUUUUGGAGGAGCUCGUGCUGGACAGAUGCACUCACAUCACGGACAUCGGGAUCGGCUACGUGUCCACCAUGACGUCACUGACCCGCCUGUACAUCCGGUGGUGUGUCCAGGUCGGGGACUUUGGCCUGCACCAUAUUUUCUCUAUGAGAAACCUUAGGGUUCUGUCUAUAGCUGGCUGUCGUAGACUGACCAGUAACGGACUCUACGGAUUACGUCAUCUGCAGAGAUUAGAGGAACUGGAGGUGACCAACUGCCCAGGUGCCAACUCAGCUCUGUGCCGGUACCUCAAGGACAACAUGCCCAACACGAUGAUCAUCGAGUGAUCGCCCCU